This is a messenger RNA of Nematolebias whitei (Rio pearlfish), 3693 nucleotides long. RefSeq names its product glutamate receptor, ionotropic, N-methyl-D-aspartate 3Bb (gene grin3bb). The record is from RefSeq and is a predicted model, not a curated record. NCBI's taxonomy places the organism in Eukaryota, Metazoa, Chordata, Actinopteri, Cyprinodontiformes, Rivulidae. Gene Ontology annotation, biological process: modulation of chemical synaptic transmission; ionotropic glutamate receptor signaling pathway; monoatomic ion transport. Gene Ontology annotation, molecular function: NMDA glutamate receptor activity; transmitter-gated monoatomic ion channel activity involved in regulation of postsynaptic membrane potential. Gene Ontology annotation, cellular component: plasma membrane; postsynaptic membrane. The transcript is spliced from 10 exons. The coding region runs from base 1 to 3693 and encodes 1230 amino acids.
AUGUCCUUCAGGUCUUUGUGCUUCUGGUUCCGGACGCUCCGAACCCUGGUCCUGCUCCUGGUCCCCCCCUGCCUCCUUCACCCGGAUCCGUGCCACCUCCAGGCUCGGACCGGACGCGCGGUCCGGGUCGGUGCGCUCCUGCCAGCCCAGCGAGGUGCGCGCGUGCAUGUGCAAGCGGCGCUGAACCGCGCUGCAGCCGCGCUGAGCCGGGACCCGGACCCGGACCUGGACCCGGACCCGGAGCGGAUCAACUUUCUUCCCUACAACCUGAGCCUGGAGCUCGUGUCCCGGCAGGUUCCGGCCGCGGACCCGGAGUCGCUGCUCCGGUGCGUGUGUGAGCGCGUGCUGGAUCAGGGAGUGUCCGCCAUGCUCGUCUUCCCACAGAACCGGGCCGAACUGCUACAGGUGGACCUGGUGUCCUCGGUCCUGGGAAUCCCCUUCAUCAGCGUCAUCGAGCACGGAGAGCCGCUGCGCGCGCAGAACCGGUUCCACCUGCAGAUGAUGACCAGGGUUCCAGAGUCGGUUUUGUCCAAUUUGCUGCUGACGGUUCUGCAGCGGUCCGGUUGGAGGGAGGGGACUGUGAUUCUGUGCCGUGGCUGGGAGGAGGCUCACGGCCUUUUGCAGCUCCUGGACACUCAAAGCUUUGCAUCAUGGGACAAUGUAGGCGGGGCCUCCUGGCACAUGCGGGCCCUCCUGAACCUGACGCAGUCGGCCCACGACGACACACAGAUCCGUGAUUUCCUGUCCCGACACUUCAAACAGAACCAGGCCUUGCCGGCAUCGGUGCUUCUGUUUGGUGCUGACCCACAGUGUGCUGCAGCAGUGCUGCGCAGCGCUCAGGACCUCGGUCUGACCUUACCCAUGGUGCACUGGGUGCUGGGCCAGCCACUCAGCCCAGAUGUUUUGCACACCAUCGGACUGCCACUCGGCCUGCUGGCCUAUGGAGAGGUGGACCAGAAACCACUCGAAUUCUACAUCAAAGAUGCCCUGCAGCUCUUCACCAGAGCUGUCGCAGCAGCAUCCGUGGUGAGGCCCGACCUGGCCCGGGUCCGAAACAUGGUGACCUGCUCCAGUAAACCUGAGGUGACAGCAUCAGGAGACCUCCUGUCCAGGUUUCUGAUCAACUCAUCUUUUUCUGGAUUCACGGGUCCAGUUGAAGUUCAACAGAACUGGUCUCAGGUUCUGACCUUUCAGCGGUACCACAUCUGGAGCUUGCGGCGGGAUGCGCUGGGUCAGCCCACCUGGGUGACGGUUGGCAGCUGGGACGGGGACCAGCUGCUGGUGGAAGAUCAGGAGGUGUGGCAUGGACCCAAACACCACUUCAGGGAAGAGGGCAGCGAGUGGACCGGGGGCCGCUGGAGGCCUGGGAUGCCGGUGGCAGGGAAUCGGGUCCGGGUGGUGACACUGGUGGAACAUCCCUUCGUGUUCACACGAGAUGUGGAUGAUGAUGGCAGCUGCCCAGCAGGUCAGUUCUGCUUGGACGCUGGCACCAACAGGUCAGUGACUCUGGAGCAGUACUUUAGGGGCGUGGCAGGCGGGAACGACACCUCACUCCCUCUGGAGUCCAGGAAGUGUUGCUAUGGAUACUGCAUUGACCUGCUGGAGAAGCUGGCCGAGGACAUGGGCUUCAACUUCGACCUUUAUAUUGUUGGAGACGGGAAGUAUGGGGCUUGGAAAGGGGGGCGCUGGACCGGUCUGGUGGGAGAUCUUCUGCAUGGUCUGGCAGACAUGGCUGUAACCUCCUUCAGCAUAAACUCCGCCCGCAGCCAGGUGAUUGACUUCACCUCACCCUUUUUUUCAACCAGCCUGGGGAUCUUGGUGCGCAGUAAGGACACAGCAGCCCCGAUCGGAGCCUUCAUGUGGCCCCUUCACUGGUCCAUGUGGGUGGGCAUCUUCCUGGCACUGCACAUCACAGCUCUGUUUCUGACACUGUACGAGUGGAAGAGUCCGUUCGGUAUGACGCCUCACGGACGCAACAGGGUGAGAGUUUUUUCAUAUUCCUCAGCUCUCAACCUGUGUUAUGCAAUUCUGUUUGGACGAACUGUGUCCUCCAAGAUCCCAAAGUGCUGGACAGGUCGCUUUUUGAUGAAUCUGUGGGCCAUCUUCUGUCUGCUGGUGCUGUCCAGCUACACUGCCAACCUUGCAGCCGUUAUGGUGGGCGAGAAGACCUUUGAGGAGGUCUCGGGGAUCCACGAUGCCAAGCUCCAUCAUCCAUCACAGGGGUUCCGUUUUGGGACGGUGAGAGAAAGCAGUGCUGAGGAUUACAUGAAGAAGAGUUUUCCAGAGAUGUACGAGUACAUGAGACGCUUCAGCAAACCAACCACACCUGAAGGUGUCGACACACUCAAGACAGAUCCUCCUCAGCUCGAUGCCUUCAUCAUGGACAAAGCCCUCCUGGAUUAUGAAGUUUCUAUUGACGCUGACUGUAAGCUGGCAACUGUUGGGAAACCAUUUGCCAUCGAAGGUUACGGUAUCGGCCUUCCUCAGGGCUCCCCUCUGAGCUCCAACAUCUCAGAGUUCAUCAGCAGAUACAAAUCAGACGGGUACAUGGACCUGCUGCACGACAAGUGGUACAAAGUGGUUCCGUGUGGGAACCGAGUGUUUGCUGUCACAGAGACUCUUCAGAUGGGCAUCAGUCACUUCUCAGGACUCUUUCUGUUGUUGUGCAUUGGAGUGGGCGGGGCUUUGCUGACCCUCGCAGGUGAACAUGGUUUUUAUCGACUCGUCCUGCCACACAUCCGCCGCCGACAGAACCUGAAAUAUUGGUUGCACACCUCACAGAAAAUUCAUCGAGCUCUGAACAUGACGUAUGAAGAUGUAAAGAGGCAGCGAGCUGAAAAAGAGAAAAGCUGCAACCUGCAGAAAACCCAAACUUCUCCAGGACCUCCUGGUCCACUGGGUCCCCCAAAGGCCCCGACGUCUGGAGCCUCAGCCCAGGGGAACAUCAGCAGCAAAGAUGCACCUGCUGCCACCAUAGAGGCUCGAGACUUCAGACGUGUUCAGUUCAGCCUGGAAACCCUCAACACUCGCCGCCUGCUCGCACGCCUUGCAUCUUCUGAUACUAAGGGGGCCGGGGCUAAGAGCAACAGCAGUGAGUCAGCCAAGCCAAGAGUGGGGGAGAUCAACAGCUUGUAUGAGAACGGAGGACCAGCUGCUUCCUUUGCCAGCCUGGUGCUUUCACGCACCACCUCUUCCUCUGCUCGACCCAGCGCCCCUCCCCCUGUGUCUAAAGCCCCACCCACUAUGUCUAAAGCCCCUCCCCCUGUGUCUAAAGCCCCUCCCCCUGUGUCUAAAGCCCCUCAUCCUGUGUCUGAAGCUCCCCUCACUGUGUCUAAAGCCCCUCCCCCUGUGUCUAAAACCCCACCUACUCCAGGGGAGCUGCAGGAGCUGCAGGAACAAAUCGAGCAAAUGAGGGAGAAGUUGAGGGUGGCUUUGGCUCGGAGAGCAGAGAUCCAGACUACUCUGGCAAAACCUGUUGGCAUGGUAAACAACAGUCCCCCUCCGGUUACCAUGACAACAAAAGACAACCUGCCCACAGUCUUACCUACUGUCACUGCACCACCAGCCCCCGUCAGUGCUCCACCAGCCCUCUCUCCCAACAAGAAGAGUGUGACAACCAUGACAAAUCCACCGCACAAAGUCCUGUCCAAAGUCCCGCCUCUCCGCAGCAAAUUGGCCAAUCAGAGAAGGUGA